ACUUAUUUAAAAUCCCUUAGCUUUAGUUUUAGAUCGAGCCUUGAAAUGAAUAGAUUGAUGGUGGCUGUGCUUUGGAUAACCGUAAAAGGCGGUCUUAACUAUCCUUUUGAGGACCCUGAGCUUUCCCCGGACAUGUUUCAGGGGGAUAUCGGAAUUCCUCCUCUCAAGCAAAGAAAUGGAAUGAAUACAGCCUUACAUCUGUGGCCAAAUCGCACGGUUUUCUUUGAGAUCGAACCAAAUAAAUUUCGAGAUGAGCACAUGGCACUAAUCCGCCAAGCCAUGAACACGAUCCAGGAAAAGUCAUGUGUAAUUUUUCGAAAUGCAACUGAAGCAGAACGUAGCUCUUCACUUCUCAUAACUUCACAAAACAAAGGAUGCAGCACGCUGGUCUUGGGUUUCCGGAACUUCACGAAUAAAAUGAACCUUCAGCUCUUCGAUCCUGGCAGAGGAUGCUUCCGCAUAGGCUCAAUCAUCCACGAGUUCCUUCAUGUUUUAGGGUUUGAACACCAGCAUGUGGCCCAGGACAGGGACCAAUUUGUUCGCAUCGCGUGGGAAAACAUUAAUCCAGAGUUCAAGAUUAAUUUCAUAAAUAACGACAAGAUAUCAAACUUUAGCAGCUUCGGGGAAACCUACGAUUACGAUAGUGUAAUGCACUACAUUCCCACCGCCUUCUCAAAAAACGGAAUGCCAACCAUUAUUCCUUUGAAGGAAGUGGGACAACGAAUGGGACAGAGACUUGGAAUGAGUGAGAUUGAUGUUAGGAAGCUCAACAAAAUGUACAAAUGUCCUGGCUAUGUUUAACGUUUAUUACAGAUCCUAAGUCUGUUUCAACAUGUCUAUGGUAGUUAACCAUUCAAUCCAUACUUAAAUCUUUUAUUUUUCCCAA
Molecule: messenger RNA, 886 nt
Organism: Drosophila bipectinata
Lineage: Eukaryota; Metazoa; Arthropoda; Insecta; Diptera; Drosophilidae
Gene: Semp1
Product: Seminal metalloprotease-1
Biological process (GO): proteolysis
Molecular function (GO): zinc ion binding; metalloendopeptidase activity
Source: RefSeq, a predicted model, not a curated record